AUGGGUGAUGACACGACCAUUUCAGACGUAAACACCGGCGGCGAGGAGGAGGUAAAGAGCGCCAAACCUGUCGAAAACAUACCGAAGGAGAAACCAGCAAUUGUGGAGGAAAGAAAUGGCGAUAUCGAGUUUCAUGUGGUUGCGAACGACAACUCGGCGCAUUCCUUGAUCAUCUUGACUGGGUUGAAGAACAUCUUCCAAAAGCAGCUGCCGAAAAUGCCUAGGGAAUAUAUCUCCAGAUUGGUAUACGACCGAAAUCAUUUGAGCAUGGCGAUUGUGAAGAGAGGAGGUGGUGUCGUGGGUGGCAUUACGUUCCGUCCGUUCGAGAACCGGCAGUUCGCAGAAAUUGUGUUUUGCGCCAUUGCAAGUAACGAACAAGUGAAGGGAUACGGAUCACAUCUAAUGAACCAUUUGAAGGAUUAUGUUAAGGGCACCUCCCGGAUCAGAUAUUUCCUCACCUACGCAGACAACUACGCCAUUGGUUACUUCAAGAAGCAAGGGUUCAGCAAGGAGAUUACCCUCGACCAAAAGGCCUGGCUCGGCUACAUCAAAGAUUACGAAGGUGCAACCAUCUUGCAGUGUUCGAUGUUGCCGCGGGUGAAGUACUUGGAAGCAAGCAAAAUCUUGGCCGAGCAAAAGGCCGCUAUCAGAGCUAAGAUCCAGGAGAAGAGUAAGGAUCAUAUCGUUCACCAAGGACUGAAGUGGGAAGCAGGUGUGACGGAGAUUGAUCCCUUCCUGAUACCGGGGAUUAAAGCGAGUGGAUGGUCGCCAGAGAUGGAUGAGCUUGCUCGCCGUUCGAAGAAGAGUCCUCACCAUGCUUUCCUCGCAACCCUUCUUCAGGAGAUGCAAGCUCAUCCCUCCGCAUGGCCUUUCACCGUCCCGGUAUCAAGGGAAGAUGUUCCAGAUUACUAUGAAGUGAUCAAGGAGCCCAUGGAUUUGUCGACCAUGGAGGACAAGCUGGAUCACGACCAAUAUCCGACGCCAGAGGAGUUUGUGCGUGAUGCAAAGUUGAUCUUCAACAACUGCAGAAGCUACAAUAACGAAACAACAACAUACUACAAGCAUGCAACCAAACUGCAAAAGUUCAUGAACUCCAAGAUCCAGGAAACGGCGCCGGAAUGGGCGCAUUUGUGCGAGUAAGUAGCACGCGUUAUGGCAAGAUGUGGUGAGCUGGGAGAUUGUGGGGGCGGGAAAGGAUGUCAGGCGCUCUUAAUGAACGCAGCAUGAGCGGGUGGGGUUGAGAGGCACGUGCACGUGCGGGAUUGUUCCGGAGAGUCAACAGAGUUGCGACGAGCUGCCGCGCCCGGUACAAGAGGAAGCGACGUCGCGAUUACAACUGGAAAACGGCGUUCAGGG
Messenger RNA from Saitoella complicata NRRL Y-17804, 1356 nucleotides. Its product is annotated as Bromodomain-containing protein. The coding region runs from base 1 to 1140 and encodes 379 amino acids. Gene Ontology annotation, cellular component: histone acetyltransferase complex. Gene Ontology annotation, biological process: chromatin remodeling; positive regulation of transcription by RNA polymerase II. The record is from RefSeq and is a predicted model, not a curated record. The transcript is spliced from 2 exons. Lineage: Eukaryota; Fungi; Ascomycota; Saitoellomycetes; Saitoellales; Saitoellaceae. Gene Ontology annotation, molecular function: protein binding; histone H3 acetyltransferase activity.